AAUGGCUCGUACAAAGCAGACUGCCCGGAAGUCUACCGGCGGGAAGGCACCUCGCAAGCAGCUAGCAACGAAGGCCGCUCGGAAGUCGGCGCCCGCGACUGGAGGUAUUAAGAAACCACAUCGCUACAGACCCGGCACUGUCGCUCUUCGUGAGAUUCGGCGCUAUCAGAAGUCCACAGAGAUGCUAAUCCGCAAGCUCCCAUUCCAGCGCUUGGUUCGCGAAAUAGCGCAGGACUUCAAGACCGACCUGCGGUUUCAGAGUUCUGCCGUACAGGCCCUGCAGGAAGCCUCCGAAGCGUACCUUGUCGGCCUCUUCGAAGACUGCAACUUGUGUGCCAUUCAUGCAAAGCGAGUCACCAUAAUGCCAAAGGAUGUGCAACUUGCACGGCGCAUUCGUGGGGAACGCGCUUACUCAGAAGCUUGCGAGACUGCAUCGACUGAGAUCACAACGGCACAGUCUGAGCCUAUGGAAAAGGCAACAAAGAAGAGUCAAGAGCCAGAGACCGUUGAAGCAGUUAGCAGCGAACUCGCAAAAGAAGAUACUCCAGUUACAGAAAUCGCCACUGCUCAGCUACCGAACCAGUGUCCUACCCCUAUGGAGAACACACUCUCCAACAACACUUUGCUGAAGCGCCGUGCCUCGACAACCUCUGUGUCAAGAGACGUCAACUGCGUGUGCGACGGUACGCCACAGCACGCCAUGGCACGAACCAAGCAGACCGCCCGAAAGUCUACCGGUGGGAAGGCACCUCGCAAGCAGCUGGCAACGAAGGCAGCCCGGAAGUCAGCACCUGCCACUGGUGGCGUCAAGAAACCGCACCGCUACCGACCUGGCACAGUGGCUCUGCGUGAAAUUCGGCGAUACCAGAAGUCGACAGAGAUGCUGAUCCGUAAGCUGCCAUUUCAGCGGUUGGUCCGCGAAAUAGCGCAGGACUUCAAGACCGACCUCCGGUUUCAGAGUUCUGCCGUGCAGGCCUUGCAGGAAGCCUGCGAAGCGUACCUUGUGGGCCUUUUCGAAGACUCCAACUUGUGUGCGAUUCACGCUAAGCGCGUCACUAUAAUGCCUAAAGAUAUACAACUCGCACGACGCAUACGUGGCGAACGUGCUUAGCCACUUUCCGGCCCUUCACGGUGCUGUUCUUGUCAAAUUUUCAUUCAACGUUCUCAUCGAAUCAUUACCAUGGAUGUUUUAAGCGGCAUGUCCUGAAAUAAAGUGCCUUUCAAC
Messenger RNA from Dermacentor silvarum, 1225 nucleotides. RefSeq names its product histone H3.v1. The record is from RefSeq and is a predicted model, not a curated record. NCBI's taxonomy places the organism in Eukaryota, Metazoa, Arthropoda, Arachnida, Ixodida, Ixodidae. Gene Ontology annotation, cellular component: nucleosome. The transcript has 6 exons. Gene Ontology annotation, molecular function: structural constituent of chromatin; DNA binding; protein heterodimerization activity. The coding region runs from base 2 to 1111 and encodes 369 amino acids.